GUUUUCUUCACAGAGCGUUCGGUUCUCUUUCUCUGCCAGCCAUUACAGAAGUUCUUAAUAAGUACACAGGCACAAACCUAACGCGACUAAACGAGAAAAGUCAAGAUCGUGCUCAAAAGUCAGGUCACUGGGGUGAUCAAAAAGUAGAUAAAUACUUGAAGCCUAAAUCGUAUGCACCAGUGGGGAACGUCGCAAAUAACAGGCUGACAGAUAACCGCACCCGUAUUGAUGCCUUUCUUGUGAACUAUGGUGAUGCUUUCAAUCUAACUUGCCCGAAAAAGUCUCCAAUCGUUGUGUGGGAGUUUUUACCGAAUGAAAGAAAUCAAGAUGGCGUCGAAGGCCAAGCAAUUCCCAACUCAAUCAUCCGUAACGGUGACGUAAUCAUCCCAAGCGUCGGAAAUGAACACGAUGGCAUCUAUUCAUGUGGUUUUUCCGGCACUGACAGAUCGAAAACGUACAAAGCACGCGUCAAUGUAAUGUAUUCAACCCCUGCCUUCGUUGGUGAUCAGACAAACAACAUUACCAUUGAAUACGGCUUAUCUAAGAGCAUUCCAUGCCGCGCUACCGGCAUUCCAACGCCUAAUGUUAUUUGGGAAUGGCCAGCUACAUUAGGAAACACGAGUCUUGCUUCUCAGACGUCCAGAGUCCUUAUAACCCCGGAUAACGACUUGUACAUACACAGGGCGAUCCCAGAAUUUCAGGCUGAAUUUUCGUGUAAAGCGAAAAACGCGAUUGGAAAAAUUGAGCGCUCGGUGCGUGUGAAUAUACUGUCUUUAUCGCCGCAAGUGAUAAAAGAUUUGCCGGUUGUUAUUCGUGGUAAGGAAGGAAAAUCGACACGGUUGGAUUGCAAAGCACAAGCUAUACCUUCACCGAGUUACUCAUGGACGCGAAGAAACGGAGAGACUUUGAACGGAGACGAUUCAAAUGUGGAACAACUUUCGAACGGAAGUUUAAUUAUUAGAAAACUCAGCUUAGAAGACGCCGGCUGGUACAUAUGUACGGUGCAUAACGAGAUCGGCAGCGCUCAAUUUCAAGUUCAAUUGAUUGUAAACACACCGUACACAACGACUAGAGCACCAGUGCAACCGACACCGCCGCCGUUUUAUUUACCGACACCGUUCGUACAUAAAAUCGAGCUGACCGAAACCACAGACACAAAAGGUACAGCGCAUCGUAUACGAAGAAUUAUGCACGACGACGUGCUAUACCUAAACUGCCGAGAUAGAACGGCACAACGGGGUUAACAUUCGCGCCGGAUUCCUGAUAUUUUAUGGGUUCUACCCAACGGUGAAGAAGCGGGGUUUCCAGUACCUGUUCCCACAUACAGGCAUCGGGUUUUCCACAACGGGACGUUAAGAAUUCGAGAGGUUCAGAUCGCUGACGAAGGCGCUUAUCGGUGCAAAGACAGAGACGCUACAGGAAGCCACGACAUUGAAAGUAUAUCUCUUUACGUUCUUACAUCGGCACCGUCAGUCAAACAACAGUUGUUCAGCACUGUUCAAGUCAGACCCGGUUCGACUGCAUUCGCUGACUGCAGUCCCGCUUCAGGAAAACCGAUCGCUACCUGCUCCUGGGCGACACCGAGCGGGCAAGAGUUGACGGUCGGUUCGUGGAGAGGAAACGUUCGUGUUCUGGAAAGUGGGCGUUUAAUUUUGAGCCGUAUUAAUAGGAAUACGCUUGGCAAGUACGUUUGUACUUUGACCAACCUUGCUGGUGCUGUGAGUCGAGUCGUCGAGUUUAAGUUUUACUCAAUACCGGCUGCCAUACGAGCUCGCAAGUUUCGAAGAUUUUUUGUUCAAGUUGGAGGUUCUAGGGCUUUCGACUGCCCAACCACUGGUUCGCCACAUCCAAGGUUAUAUUGGAGAACACCGGAAGGUCGAAGUCUUGGAACAAACCACGUGAAGCUUAUUACUGCUUCCAACUCAACUGUAGCAGUGUAUGACAACGGGAACAUUAUGAUCAAAGACGCAAGGUUGGAAGACUCUGGUAUCUACAGAUGCUACGCUUAUAAUAGAUUAGGUUCAGCAUAUAUCUCUGUCGAGUUAGUUGUGUUUCGUUGAUACCGGUUAAAGGAUAAACAUGUUUAUCAUUGUGGAGUUGUGGGGCUAGAUAAUUGAUGUUGUUGUUGUUGUUGUUGUUGUUGUUGUUGUCGGGUUAUGUCUCUCAGACUUAAACUGAAAAUUAUCUGUAUUUUGUUGUGUAGCAAAUGUGGUAAAUAAACAAUACGAACAUUUCUUUUCUGGAAAAAUAAAAAAGUGAAUUUUGUA
Ciona intestinalis (vase tunicate) is the source of this 2267-nucleotide messenger RNA. NCBI's taxonomy places the organism in Eukaryota, Metazoa, Chordata, Ascidiacea, Phlebobranchia, Cionidae. The record is from RefSeq and is a predicted model, not a curated record.